GUCAUGGAAAUCCAUUGGUCACAAUGUGUAUGAACCCUGGGACACAGUGAUCUCAUUCCUCCUCCUCCUCCUGGUCUGAUGUGUUGUUUCUCCUCCCCUCAGCCCUGGUGGACACGGUGAUCUCCGUCCUCCUCCACCCGUCCUCCUCCUCCUCUCUGGCUGCUGCCUGGUGUCUCCGCUGCGUUGCUGUCGCGGUGCCGUCUCAGUGUUCCUCUCUGCUGGACCGCUGCACCGAGCGGCUGGUGGCGCUGAAGUCCUCCCCCGAGGCCGUGGUCGGGUACGGGGCCGCCGUCGCCGCCCUGGUGGCCGCGGUGCAGCACUGCCCCCUGGGAAUACCACACUCCAGAGGCACGGUGGUUCUGUCUCUGGCUGAAGACCUCCUGCGUUCAGCCUCUCAGAACAGUCGUAUCUCUCUUCAGAGGACUCAGGCCGGCUGGCUGCUCAUCUCCUCUCUCAUCACUUUAGGCCCAGCUGUUGUGGAGCACCACCUCCCCCGUCUCCUCCUCCUGUGGCGUUGUGUGUUUCCUGCUUCUCUGAGGGAGCAGGAGAUGGAGCUGCGACGAGGGGACUACUUCACGUGGCAGGUUACGCUGGAGGGACGUGCUGGGGCGCUCAGUGCCAUGAAGAACCUGCUGCUGCACUGCAGGGAGCUGGUCACCGAUGACAUCAUCAACCAUCUGCUCACCCCAUUGGUCUGUGCUGUGGCUCUGCUCACCAGACUGCCAUCUCUCCUCCGGUCUUAUGGAGGUUCAGUUCUCAGCUGGUCUCUGGUCUACAGACUGAGGGUCUACGAGCUGCUCGCUCUGCUGCCUCCUCACACCUACCAAGAUAGUUUUGGUUUGGUGAUGAACCAGCUGGUCUCAGAUCUGUCCGGUCAGGACAACCUCAACCAGCCCUGUUCAGAGCUCACCCUGCUGCCCCCCCUCUGUCACCAGGACGACCUGCAGCUGGUUGGCCCUGCCCUCCACGCCACCGACCACCGAUACAUCGAGGAGCAGCUCCAUGGCAGCAGUGUGGGAGGAGCCUCGCUGGACAACGACGUCUUCAGUCUGUGUGAGACGAGCGAUGAAGCUCCUGCUCCUCUUCCUCCUCCCGUCGCUCUCACCGCCGCCGCCGUCCGACUCUUCGGAACGCUUUACCCCUACGUCAUCUCUGCUCAGAGGUAACUGAGAUAACUAGUACAGGUCAACUGUGCAGGUCAACCGUGCAGGUCAGCUAGUGCUGGUCAACUAGAACAGGUCAACUGUGCAGGUCAACCAGUGCAGGUCAGCUAGUACUGGUCAAGUAGAACAGGUUAACCACUGCAGGUCAGCUAGUGCUGGUCAACUAGAACAGGUCAACCAGUGCAGGUCAGCUAGUACUGGUCAACUAGUACAGGUUAACCAGUGCAGGUCAACCGUGCAGGUCAGCUAGUGCUGGUCAACUAGAACAGGUCAACUGUGCAUGUCAACCAGUGCAGGUCAACUAGAACAGGUCAACCAGUGCAGGUCAGCUAGUGCUGGUCAACUAUAACAGGUUAACCAGUGCAGGUCAGCUAGUGCUGGUCAACUAUAACAGGUUAACCAGUGCAGGUCAGCUAGUACUGGCCAACUAGAACAGGUUAACCGUGCAGGUCAACCGUGCAGGUCAACCGUGCAGGUCA
Molecule: messenger RNA, 1642 nt
Organism: Anarrhichthys ocellatus (wolf-eel)
Lineage: Eukaryota; Metazoa; Chordata; Actinopteri; Perciformes; Anarhichadidae
Product: HEAT repeat-containing protein 5A-like
Exons: 7
Coding region: 549-1166 (205 amino acids)
Biological process (GO): intracellular protein localization; retrograde transport, endosome to Golgi; endocytosis
Cellular component (GO): membrane; endocytic vesicle; Golgi apparatus
Source: RefSeq, a predicted model, not a curated record